Molecule: messenger RNA, 2583 nt
Organism: Penicillium maclennaniae
Lineage: Eukaryota; Fungi; Ascomycota; Eurotiomycetes; Eurotiales; Aspergillaceae
Product: DNA ligase (ATP) CDC9
Exons: 4
Coding region: 1-2583 (860 amino acids)
Biological process (GO): DNA recombination; Okazaki fragment processing involved in mitotic DNA replication; DNA repair
Cellular component (GO): mitochondrion; nucleus
Molecular function (GO): DNA ligase (ATP) activity; ATP binding; DNA binding
Source: RefSeq, a predicted model, not a curated record
AUGGCAGACGACAAGAGUAGGAAGCAGGCCACACUGGGGAGAUUCUUCGGUUCCAAUUCCGAUGGCAAUCAAGCCCCGAAGAAGCAGACUACACUAUCCUUUGGUGGAAAUAGGCAAAGAGCCAGCAGUAGUACUGAAGACAAAUCUGCUGAUGCCCCAGUCAAACCCGAAUUGGAGGAGGUGAUUGACCAAAAUGGGACUGAGCCCUCCAAAGGAUUGAAGCGCGAAAAGGCCGAAGAGGCAGAGGAAAAUGAUGACUCUGAUGUUCAGCCAGUAUCAAAGCGUCGGCGAAAAACCACGAAGGAUGCAUCAUCCCCUGCACGGAAGGAAGUGUCGACGUCACCCAAGAAAUCCGCUUCUCCUAAGCCCAAGAAGACGAAAUCACCUUCGCCCAAGCCUGUCGUGAAUGAAGCGCCAAAGGAGGAGCAUACAUCAGAUAUGGACGAAGAGGAAGCACAGUCUGCAAGUGAGGAGGAAGAGGAAGUGAAGCCUGAGGCCAAAAAGAGAACCAUCGCAAAGGUGCAGGCGACCUUGAAAGCCACCGGCUUGGACCCAUACCCCGACUGGAAAGCUGGAGACCCCGUUCCUUAUGCCGCGCUCUGUACCACAUUCUCCAAGAUUGAACUCACCUCAAAACGCCUGGAGAUCCUGGCGCACUCCUCCCUCUUCCUCCAGCAAGUCCUGCGCCUGACCCCCAAUGAUCUUCUCCCGACUGUCCAGCUCAUGAUCAACAAAUUGGCCGCCGAUUAUGCGGGCAUUGAACUCGGUAUCGGAGAGUCGCUGAUUAUGAAGGCUAUCGGGGAGUGUACUGGUCGUAGUUUGGCUGUCAUCAAGACUGACCAGCACGAAAUUGGUGAUUUGGGAUUGGUCGCUGCGAAAAGUCGAUCCAACCAACCCACUAUGUUCAAGCCCAAGGCCUUGACUGUUCGAGGAGUGCACGAAGGCCUGCUGGGCAUUGCCAAGGUUCAAGGCCACGGGUCCCAGGACAAGAAAAUAUCCGGCAUUAAGAAGCUUUUGUCUGCUGCCGACGCUGCGACUGCUGGAAAGGGCAGCAAGGGUGUGGACAUCACGAAAGACAAGGGUGGCCCAAGUGAGGCCAAGUUCAUCGUCCGCUUCUUAGAGGGCAAAUUGAGAUUAGGACUUGCAGAGAAGACUGUUCUUGUCGCCCUUGCACAAGCAAUUAUCCGUCAUGAGGCCAGGGCCGCAGGCGAGAAAGACCCCUCUCUCGAGAAACUGGCUGAAGGCGAAGCCAUUCUCAAGCAGGUCUACAGCGAGCUGCCUUCCUACGAGGUUAUCAUACCGGCUAUGCUGAAACACGGACUGUUCAAUCUACAAACCGUGUGCAAGUUGCAGCCAGGUAUUCCUCUGAAGCCCAUGCUUGCAAACCCUACGAAGUCCAUUACUGAGGUUCUUGAUCGCUUUGAAGGAAAGGAAUUUACCUGCGAAUACAAGUACGAUGGAGAGCGAGCUCAGAUCCACUUUGUGGCGCCAGAUAAUAUUCACAAGUAUCCUGAGUCCAUUACGACCCUGCAAAAGGAUGCCAAGGGACACGCAGCAAUCUUCUCUCGAAAUUCUGAGGAUCUCUCCAAGAAGUAUCCGGAUAUUCUCGCCAAGCUUGGCAGUUGGGUGAAGCCCGGCGUGAAAAGCUUUGUUCUGGACUGCGAGACUGUCGCUUGGGACACUGUCACUAAAAAGGUGCUGCCAUUCCAGCAGCUGAUGACCCGCAAGCGGAAGGAUGUGAAAGCGGAUGAAGUCACGGUCAAAGUCUGUGUCUUCGCAUUUGAUUUACUAUUUUUCAACGACGAGCCCUGCGUUAAGAAGUCUCUUCGAGAGCGUCGGCAUAUUCUGCAUAAUUCAUUCCAAGUGGCUGAGGGUGAAUUCCAGUUUGCGCAGUUUGGUGAUACCAACGUCCUCGAUGAGAUUCAGAAUCUGCUGGAAGACAGUGUCAAGGCAUCAUGCGAGGGUCUGAUGGUAAAGAUGCUUGACACCCUUGAAAGUGGCUACGAACCAAGCAAACGCAGUCGCAACUGGCUCAAGGUCAAGAAAGAUUAUCUCGCAGGCGUUGGAGACUCACUUGAUCUGGUCGUUCUUGGUGCUUACUAUGGUCGAGGAAAGCGCACAUCAGUGUAUGGCGCUUUCUUGCUAGCUGCCUACAACCCGAACAACGAAAAGUACGAAACCAUCUGCAACAUUGGCACCGGCUUCUCGGAGGCAGCACUUGAAGAGUUCCACCAAGUUCUGAGUCCUUUGGUCAUCGACCGACCAAAACCCUUUUACAUUCACUCGAGUGUACCUAAAGAUCAGCCUGAUGUGUGGUUUGAGCCACAGCUGGUCUGGGAGGUCAAGACCGCUGAUUUGACGUUGAGCCCGCGGUACAAGGCUGCCUCAGAUGAAUUUGAAGGAACCACAGGAGGCGGCAAGGGUGUUUCUCUCCGAUUCCCUCGAUUCAUCAAAUCGCGUGAUGACAAAAAGCCGGAGCAAGCAACUACCACCCGUGCCGUUGCAGAAAUGUACCGCAAGCAAGAGGCGGUCACGAAGGAAACAUCUGGUAAGAAGGGUGUCGACGAUGAUUUUGAGUAUUAG